UGUACGAAGUUAGUACAAAUUUUGUAUUUAAGUGGGUGACAUUUUUUAUGCAUCGGAGGGAGCAGGUUGUAACAUGUUGGAUCGAUAACAUACCAAAAUAAUCACACCGAGGAUGGGUUCAUGCACAAUAAUGCAGAAAUUCGAGAACGUACAUUACGCACAGAUUUCAACAUACAAUUUCAUACACUUUUAACAAUGUUUAGCACCCUGUACAUAAACUUUCCUUUCUAAUUGAAUGGUAACUUGGCAAUCAACUGUAUUUUUCUGUAGGAAAAACAUUUUUACCAGCGCAAGGAAGAACUUUGCCGUUGCAUUUCAGCACCAGUGUGCCUUUCGCGUUUUCUCCUACGGUCCUACCCCACUUGAUGAGCCUGAACUCACAAGUUGGUCGAGCCGCAGCACGCAUAGCAGAGCAUGGAGGAGCCCCCUCCUUCGCCGAUCUGGCCGCCGCCACCUCCAGGAUCGCCUGGCACGGCCGUGCCGGCGACGCCGCCGCGGCGCGCACCGUGUUCGACGCCAUGCCCUGCCGCGACGCCGUCGCCUGGAACGCCAUGCUCACCGCCUACGCCCGCGCAGGCCAGCCGCGCGCCGCCCUCGGGCUCUUCGUCCGCGCGCACGCGCCGGACGCAUUCUCCCUCACCGCCGCGCUCUCCGCGGCCGCGGAUCUCCGCUCCCCCGACGCCGGCGCGCAGCUCCAUGCGCGCCUCCUCCGCCUCGGACUGCGCGCGCCGCUCCCCGUCGGCAACGCUCUCGUCGCCAUGUACGCCAGGUGCGCCCGCGCGGACGACGCCGCGCGCGCCUUCCGGGAGAUGCCCGAGCGCAAUGCGCUGUCCUGGUGCUCGCUCCUUCAUGCCUACGUUGCUUCAGGCCAGAUGAAGGUUGCGCAGGAGUUGUUCGAUGAAAUGCCCAUUGGAAACAAUGUUGCUUGGAACACGUUGCUCAUGGGGUAUUCCCGCAGUGGCAAUGCCAAGCAGUGUUUGCUUGUGUUUAACAAGAUGCGGAUGUCAGGACUAUGCUGCGACGAUGCAACACUGUGCAUUCUUGUUGACGCUUGCGCAGAGCUUCCCUACCCACCUACCGGCUUUGCAAUCCACAAGAUUGUUGUGCAGAGUGGCUGGAAUGCCAUCCCUGAGGUCAAUAACUCACUUAUUUCCUUCUACAGUAAGUUCAGCUUGCUAGAGUAUGCUGUGAAGAUCUUCGAGUCUAUGGAGAGUAGGACCAUUGUGUCAUGGAAUUCAUUGAUCGAUGCAUACAUGAGGCUUGGCCACAUUGAACAAGCUGCUGUGCUGUUUCGAAUUGCUCCUGCAACCAAUGCCAUCUCAUGGACUGCGAUGAUUGGAGGUUUUGCGAGGAAUGGCUCUGCAGAUGAGGCCCUUGCACUGUUUGUCAAGAUGUUGACACAGGACGAUAUCCAUCCUGACAGCUUUACUUUUGGGGCCGUGCUUCAUGCUUGCGCUACUGCAUCUUCUCUGGCCAGUGGAAGGAUGAUCCACGGCUGUGCAUUCAGAACCGGUUAUGCAUCCUACUUGUAUGUGGCCAACAGUUUGAUGGACAUGUAUGCCAAGUGUGGAGACGUAGAGGGUGCAACCAAUGUAUUCCAUGCUGUUCUUAAGAAGGAUUUGGUCUCAUGGAACACAAUGCUGUUCGGAUUCGCGAUAAAUGGAUGGGCAAAGGAAGCACUAGAAGUGUACAGAAGAAUGUUAUCCCACGAUGCUUGCCCUGACGAGGUCACAUUUGCAGGCUUGCUCACAGCCUGCAGCCAUUCUGGCCUCCUGGAGCAAGGGAGAACCUUCUUUGAGUCAAUGGUGUCUGUCCAUGGACUGAAACCAACACCAGAGCAUUUAUCUUGCGUUCUUGACAUGUAUGCUAGAUCAGGAAACAUUGCAGCGGCCAUUGAGAUGCUGGACCGUUACUCGGAAACAAUUCAGACGUGUAGCGUCAUGCGUGAAGCUUUGCUAAGCACCUACUCACCAGAUCACCUGGACAUGAGAACCAGAAGGAAGGUGGGAAGCAGCAUGGUGUCGUCUGAUCCUUCAAGAGAUGCAGGCUAUGUCAUGCUGUCCAACUUGUUUUGCGCCACUGGGCAGUGGACUGAAGCCGAGAGGGUAAGGAGAGCCAUGGCAGAGCAUGGCGUCAAGAAGUCCCCUGGCUGUAGCUGGAUCCAAGUUAAGGGUGCCGUUAAGGUAUUUGUAUCAGGUGAGCAAGAGGUUGAUCGGUCAGAUAUAGUAUGCGAUGUCAUUCACUUGUUGGACGAUGAGAUGAGAAAUAUUAUGUUUUGCGGCGCGUAAUUAUUACCAGAUUUAGCACAGUAUUUUUGCGGUGUAUAAUUAAUCAGAGAAUCACAUAUUGUUAUCCCGA
Messenger RNA from Brachypodium distachyon (stiff brome), 2358 nucleotides. Its product is annotated as pentatricopeptide repeat-containing protein At2g36980, mitochondrial. Gene Ontology annotation, biological process: RNA modification. Lineage: Eukaryota; Viridiplantae; Streptophyta; Magnoliopsida; Poales; Poaceae. Gene Ontology annotation, molecular function: protein binding; RNA binding. The record is from RefSeq and is a predicted model, not a curated record. Bases 366 to 2288 code for a protein of 640 amino acids. The transcript has a single exon.